This is a messenger RNA of Haemonchus placei, 540 nucleotides long. NCBI's taxonomy places the organism in Eukaryota, Metazoa, Nematoda, Chromadorea, Rhabditida, Trichostrongylidae. The record is from the annotation of a GenBank genome assembly.
AUGGCUCUUCCAGAGAUCCCAUCUGCAAAGCUUGUCGAUUUGCAAAAGAAAUUGCUGACAUUGGAAAAUGUCACUGACAAAUCUGUUGAUGCCACCAUACGGGAGUUUCAGCCAGCGAACAUUCCUGGCUUCACCUUAGAGGAACAUCUUCCAGUAAUCAACAGAACGUUUGAGGCCACAUCAGUUGAGGGAAUAGUUGAUAAUCUCAAAAAAGAAAAUACCGAUUGGGCUGAAAAGCAGUUGAAAACGUUGUCAAAGAUGAGUCCGACCUCAAUGAAGGUCACAUUUAAGCAGCUCAAAAAUGGAGCCAAAAUGAGCUUUAGCAAGGUUUUCACAAUGGAGUAUCGCCUUACCCAGCGAUCUGUCGAGGACCAUGACUUUCAUGAAGGUUGCAGAGCAAUUCUGAUCGACAAAGACCGAAAUCCGAAGUGGAAGCCUGCGACUUUAGAAGAAGUGUCGGACUCUCAUAUAGAUCACUACUUCGCCCCUCUAGACGGCAACGAAGAUCUAUUUCUCAGCGAUUCGAAUGCUAAGAUAUAG